This is a messenger RNA of Globicephala melas (long-finned pilot whale), 6514 nucleotides long. RefSeq names its product phosphatidylinositol specific phospholipase C X domain containing 2 (gene PLCXD2). Gene Ontology annotation, molecular function: phosphoric diester hydrolase activity. The record is from RefSeq and is a predicted model, not a curated record. Gene Ontology annotation, biological process: lipid metabolic process. Lineage: Eukaryota; Metazoa; Chordata; Mammalia; Artiodactyla; Delphinidae.
CCGCCGGGAGUCCGGGCGCCGCAGGUUACACUUCUGAGCGCCUUCUGCGUUACACUUCUGAGCGCCUUCUGGAAGCCACAGGGCAGCGGAACCUGUGCGAGGAGCCGGUGGAGGGAGAGCAGGCAGGCCCAGCUUAUGUGCCAGCCCAGUGACAGACAUAAAAGCGUAAAUCAGGCUGAGGAUGGUGCGUCCGGGCGCUCACGUGUAUGUAGACCCACCGGCGUGUCUUUCUGCCGUGUGGGUACCUGUAGUGUGAGUGGCUCUGGGCGUGGCUGCUCGUAGGACGUUCAGUUUCUGUAAGAUUUAUCUCGAGGGGCCUACCUUUCCCUGGCUCCAGAGGGGGAACGUAAGAAGUUUAACGGAGCCGAAUCUAAGCAGAUUAAGGGAACAGCGGCUGGGCCGGAGAGGGUGCGGACUGCAGGUGCUGAGGGGCUAGGAAACCACGUCUUUGCCCCGUCUCCCCCGGCAGAAAGGCCUUUCGGCAAGACUGGUGUGACAAAGGUGGCCCUGAAGUGUUAGAGAGCCCGGGCAAUUAUGAUCGCUGAGUGAGUGGCCCUGGGCUGAGCCUCAGCAGUUGACUGAUAGAAAGGGAUGCUAGCAGUUAGGAAGGUAAGGAGGAAACUCAGGAUGGGGACCAUCUGCUCCCCCAGUCCCAGCGGGACAAAGACAUUGGAGGUCUGCAAUGCUGACUGGAUGGCCUCGCUCCCUCCUCUCCUCCACAACGUCCCCCUUUCCAAUCUGGCAAUCCCAGGCUCCCAUGAUUCAUUCAGUUACUGGGUAGACGAAAAGUCCCCAGUGGGGCCUGACCAAACCCCAGCUAUCAAACGCCUCGCCAGGAUCUCCUUGGUAAAGAAGCUCAUGAAGAAAUGGUCUGUGACUCAGAACCUGACAUUCCGAGAACAGCUGGACGCUGGGAUCCGCUACUUCGACCUGCGUGUGUCUUCCAAGCCAGGGGAUGCCGACCAGGAAAUCUACUUCAUUCACGGGCUUUUUGGCAUCAGGGUCUGGGAUGGGCUGAUGGAGAUUGACUCGUUCCUCACACAGCACCCCCAAGAGAUUGUCUUCCUGGAUUUCAACCACUUCUAUGCCAUGGACGAGGCCCAUCACAAACGCCUGAUUCUCCGGAUCCAGGAGGCCUUUGGGAACAAGCUGUGCUCAGCCUGCAGUGUGGAGAGUAUGACGCUCCAGACGCUGUGGGAGAAGAAGAGCCAGGUUCUCAUCUUCUAUCACUGUCCCUUCUACAAGCAAUACCCCUUCCUAUGGCCUGGAAAGAAGAUCCCAGCGCCCUGGGCAAAUACCACAAGUGUGCGCAAGCUCAUCCUCUUCUUGGAGACCACGCUGAGUGAGCGCUCUCCCCACGGAUCCUUCCACGUGUCUCAAGCGAUCCUCACGCCCAGAGUGAAGACCAUCGCCCGGGGCCUGGUUGGCGGCCUCAAGAACACGCUGGUCCAUAGGAAUCUUCCUGCCAUCCUGGACUGGGUGAAGACUCAGAAGCCUGGAGCCCUGGGUGUCAACAUCAUCACGUCUGACUUCGUGGACCUGGUUAAGUAUCUUCAGUGCUUCUUACCUCAAGAUCACUCACAAAGGAGCUUCCUGAACUUUUCUCACCCAGGCCAGAUGCUGCCACGGUCCUCCUCCCCUCCACAGGACCACGCAUCUCAGGACCAUGAGCGACCUCUGACUCUACUAUAGAUGCUGUAGACGUCCUGCCCCCCACCCCAGCCCAUCACGCUGGGGACGGUGUUCGUGUGUGGGUGUGGUCCAGACCCGAGAAGCCACUACCAAGCCGUGCACUGGAACAGAAGAUGAAAUGGGUCAUGAAGAGCUCUCGGUUUUUAAGGAAAACCCUCUAGAAGAGCGAUGAAAAGGAAGGUGCUAGAAAGAACACUGGCCACGGGAGUGUGUGUACUUCAGUGCUCCUCAGAACUCUCUGAGAAUCCCUAAGGAAGUGUCGUCUUCUGGAUCCUUAAGGCUGAAAGAUAACACGGAAUCCCGGACGGCUGUGUGCCUUUAUACAGAUGGUUGGACCACCUCCCAGCACCUUCCCACACCUGUUCUCCGAUGCUCAUGGCUGGAUUUUGCAUGUUGCCUGCCGUGGGGGUGUCCUAGCUGAGCUGCUAAGAGCACAUGCACACCCCCGACACUUGGUCUUCCAGCCUUUACAUUGCUUAAAGUAAUUUAAGCCCCAGCCGAGGACGUCACAACGCAAAGGCCUCUGGUUUAACUGUUCCUUCUCUUGCAUUUGAAUCCCUCUCCAGAGAUGGUUCUGGGAUUUUAUUGUCAGUUUUUUGAGGGCCUUCUCUGGAAAGGAGUGAGAAAGUGAGUACCCUCACUUUCUUAAUUUUCCUUCGAUUCUGAUAUUAAACUGCAGUGACAAGCUCUGAAAUUCCCUAGCCUACCCUCAGGGUUUUAUUUGUGUUGUCAUUAUUUCAUUUUUGUCUUGAUUUUAAUACUUGGUCAAUUGCUAGGGGCUAGAUCAUUUCCCUACUUCAAGCCCUUUGUUACUUGGCAAAGAGAUAUGGAGGCAAGAGGAGAAUUAUUCUGCUCUGUUUUACUUGAGCCUUAGCUUUGCCCAGACGCUUGGUGCUAUGAGGCCAGGUGUGUUGACAGGUAUCUACACAGGAUGCCAGUGACACCCAAGGGCUGCUGACUGUUCAGUGAAAUGUUUACUUGAUUUUCUCCUUUAGUGUUAAAAUAUAUCGUUGCACUUCACUUGGGUUGUAACAUUUAAGUGCACCUCGAUGUUCAUGACGAAAAAGCACAGAAAACCACACCAAGGUCGCACGCAUGGAGUCUUGCUUUUUGUGGAGGGGCCAGGCGCUCACUCCUUCCUGUUGCUUUGGGUUGCCAGCCUGGCCUGCAUUCUGAAAUUCUGCACAAGAGUUCUGGAAAAUAGGAGGAAGAUUAUUUACAGUUCACCCUUGGUAAACACCCCUGAAUUGGCAGAAUUUCUGCCCCAAGACAAAGUUGCUUAAUAUAUUGUAAAGGAUGUGUGUGUUCUGCUCCUUGACCUCAGGCCAAGCAGGAGACUCAGUGAUGGGACCGGGGGAAGAGACACUUUAGGUCUAUGACUCAUUCUGCAACUGCCAACAAUAAAAAAUUGUGACCUGAUCACAUCGCUUAUUCUCACAAGGUCUUGGGAUUUUUUGGAUCAAACAAGGCUAUCAUAUUUGCUCAGAAUGAACUUCAAGAUCAGUGAAAAAGCUACUUGAUUGAGCAAAAGAGGACUUUAGUUUCACAGGAUUUGGGGCCACAUUCAUUCUGAAAUGUAGACUGAGAUUUUCUUGGGCUCCCAGGACCACUUCCCACAUGGCCACACCUCCAUGGCUUCAUGGCAAAGGGGACAGUCACAGGUUGCAGUUAGAGUAGAGCAGUGUUUAAAGGCUUGAACUUUGAGCCUUUUAGAGGUACCACUGUGGUUUCAUGGGUACAGAAGAUAUUCUUAGGAUUGGAGAAAGAGGUCAAGAUGGAAUUGAUGGAAGGGAAUGAUAAAUUAUUGAAUACUAAACUUUAAAUUAAUGGCACAUCUAAAAGGGUUAUGCCAAAAAUAUUACGUAUUUGCUGUAUGAGACUCUAUAGUAAUUAAGUGUAAUUAUUUUCCUUAGUGCUGAGUCCAGACCCCUGCAUUCUUGAGAACAGUUAAGCCAUAGCCCCAACCCAGGAUUUUAUAUAAACGCAAACAAAAACACAAGAUCUGAGCCCAGGUAAUGAUCACCCUUAAGAAUCCUACUUCUUCUAACAUGACCUUAUAUUCUCAUCGAAAAGUUUAUAUUUCUAGGGGCUUCCCUGGUGGCGCAGUGGUUGAGAGUCCGCCUGCCGAUGCAGGGGACACAGGUUCGUGCCCCGGUCCGGGAAGAUCCCACAUGCCGCGGAGCGGCUGGGCCCGUGAGCCAUGGCCGCUGAGCCUGCGUGUCUGGAGCCUGUGCUCUGCAACGGCAGAGGCCACAACAGUGAGAGGUUUGCGUACCACAGAAAAAAAUGUUUAUCUUUCUGUUCAAUAAGACAAUGUAGUGGAGCAUUCUGGAAUUAAAUGCAUUUCAUGGUGGGUCAGGAUUUUCUACUUUCAUUUAUUCUGAAGUGCUGCCCACAGAGAUAUUAUUAUUACAUACAAUCCAGCUAGGGGGCUUAGUGCUAAACUAAAGGUGGAGAAACAGAAGAGAUUAAGCCUGAGACGAAACUUUUGCUUCCUAGGAAGCAAAAGCGUGAUACAAAUUUAGGCCAUCUUACAGAGUUAGUUCAUGCCACAGAUGAAGUUUCUGUAAUGGCCUUCAUUGGCUAAUUGCAGACUUUCACUGAUAGGUUCUGGGAAAUGGAACGGGCUAAUGAUGGGAACACAGCCAUGAGACCCCCCCCCCUCCCCUUGCAGAGCAGAGAAGCGAUCCUGGACUAAAUCUGCCUUGGGUCUUUCAUCUGGAAUAAAAAUGCUGUCUGAUGUUUUGCAAACCACACUCAACUAGCUCCCCCAAAACAUCAGGUCCCUAAUAAUUAGGUUAAAUGCCUGUGUGCAGAGCGUGUAGAGGGGCAGUAGUCUUCCUUGUGUGAGAUGUGUAGAGAUGUGUAGAGAGCUCAUUUAUCAAGAGAGUGGCUUAGGACGACAGACUUGUCCACCAGUGGCACCUUUAGUGACCCGUCAAAUGAGAUGAGUAGGGCUGAAAGCAAUAUCUGAGCUAGGGAGGUGAGCUUUCCCAAAUACAUGCUAAAUAGUCACGUUAUGCCAAAAGGAAAUAAAUAGAAACUGAAAACAUAAAACGUCCAAACUGACAGGAAGUUUAUAUUGUAUGGCAUAGAACGUGGCUGUCCCCCUAAAUUCCGCCAACUUCCCUGUACAUCUAUCUCGCCCCUCUGCCUCAGACUGCUUCCUAAUAUCUGCUACCAGAGCUGUGUCAACUCAGAUGUUGCCUUGGGACACACAGGAGUGAACUGAUUGGGUGAUAAGUGAAUUAGCUGGAAACUUUACCCUUAAUUCCAAAUGAUAGUGAACAGCUCUUUACUGCUCCGAGAGCUCCACUGUCCCCUUAUCCUCUGGCUUCCCCAGAGUCCUACUAGAAAUAAUGACACUAAUGGCACUGUCAUCACUGAAUUGGCCCUAAACCAGGGGAAUAGUGGACAAAAUGCUAUUGAUGUUGUUGGCACAGUCUUAGACACUAAAAGUAUCCUAAGAUAACGCUCUCUACCCUGCAGUGGAUAUAGUGUUCUAGUCUUUUCUCCAACAAAACUUGUUCUUAGGACUUUUCAAACUUGUUUCUAAGCCUCAUAGUUUGGAUAAAAUAUUUUCCUUCCCUUCACUGGGAAUCCAAUCCCACAGUCUACUGAGUACCCCCCAUCAAUAGUCUAGAGGCAUUUUCCAUAUCUUUCCCUCUCAUCUCCGUCAUGGAAUAUACCACUGCCUCCUCUUGUCUCCUGGUCACCCUUGACCAGCUGCUGAUUACUGUUAAUCACAGGAUGCUGGCGAAACUUACAAUAAAAAGCACAUACAUUCAAUGAUGUGCAAAUACACUCUUACCACAGUGGUUUUUGCACCUUACUCUCCUCAAAGGCAUUAUUCUGCACCCCUACUCAAACCCCAUCAAUAGAACUUUACCUGAUUGGACCCCAGACCUGGGGCCAGUACUUCAUUCAAAUAGUUGGGGCUUGUCACAAACUCUGAGCCCAACGAGAAGCACAGCAUUUUGAAAAGUCAAAUAAGCCUUCCGUAGCUUUGUACAUUUGCAGUUUUACAUUUGUUAUUAGGUUAGAGCACUAAUAACACUUCAGUCAUAAAUCUAUCCUAUCAAUAUGAUAAAUCUUAGAACAUAUUCUAGAAACAGUGGUACCUUACUGCUAUUAUACUUACUAAUUUCCACCCUAAUGGUAAUAAGUAUUACGUGCAGAUCAUGUAUGCAUUAUUUGUAUUGUGUAUAUGCCAACUGUAAUCAUUAACCUCACUGAUUAGAAGGUAUAGAGAUUGUCAAAGUGAAAAUAAAUCUUGGUCAAUUCAGAUGAUAAUGUGAACCUGAUAAAUGCUCUGUUAGAUAUUAUAUUUUGUUCUUUAUGCUUGUUUUAUAUGACAAUGCAUGCUGUUUGCUAAGUAAAAAAAUAAUACAUUACACCAAUUUUUAAGGUUAGAAUGAAAAUUUUACAUAUAUGCUGCUUGAUACUCUGAAAUGCAUUUUGUGGCAUAAUUAUCUUAUUCAUAUGCAUUUCACAUGGCUUUUUUUCCCCCUAGGAAAUAAUUGUUCAAAUAUAUCUCUCUCCAUCUUUCUGGUAACCUGGAUUAAACUGCUUAAUUCAACCUAAAACAUUGUAAAGCCAGAGUACCUCAUUUUAACUGUGAAAAAAGUUUAGUAGAUAUGAUGACAUGAUAUCUUUUCUUGUAUUUGAUUUGAACUACCUAAAUAGGCUUAAACCUAAUAAUAAAUAUAAAACUUUGGCAGGCACUUUUCCUUUGUUGGUAUGCAAAUUUUAUUAUUGGCCCACUUCUAAUUUUGUUUUAAAAAGUUACAGACUCAACGUCAAUAAAAUACCUGAUUGGGCU